AUGAACAACUACAAAGAAGCACUCAAAGAGCUACGGAAAGAACCACUUUCCAUACGUAACAGACUCUACCUGAUACUCCUAGACGCCGAGUACGUGUCACGUUUUUCAUCCAGUGGUCUUCCUAUCGUGGCCAACGAACGCUGUGGGUUAUGGUACGUCCAACCAGCUCUACUAGCUGAAUCUGCGUACUUCAAGUCUACAGAUGGCCAUACGAACCAAUGGAAGUUUUCGCUUCGACGUCUCAACUUCCAUCUUUUGCCGCUUCUUCAUACUCACGGUGGGCUUGUGUUGGUGGACUCUACGAGGAAAGGCAAGUUGAUGCCUGAUGCGUUGCUGAAGACAGUACCUAUAUGGUGUGCCGUGCUUAACUAUAUAAUGUUUGAAGGCCAGGAAACCGAUUGGGAUUUGCAGAGGGAGAACUGGCUUCGAACACCGCUAGAGAUGGUUCUGGAGAGCGAACAUAGCAGCAUGUGUAAGAUGGUGCCAGGAUUUGCAACCGAGCUUAAACGGCUUGGACUUAUUACGAAAGAGGAGUUGGUGAAACGGCUUGGUGCUCAGAAACCUUUGGUUCCGGUUUGGAGACACCCGGGCCAGAAAACUGUAGAUGUGCCUCGAUCACUGGACUAUUUUAUAGUGGUGUGUCUUACAGCACUGGCUGCGUCUAUGGAAAACUUAUCUGGAUGGCAUUACGUUCAAGGAGCUGCUGAUGACCAUGAGCUUUGGGCAACAAAAGAGAUUUGUGGCGGGAAACUUGAUGCUCUGGUGUUCUGGGAUGUUGUGCAAGAGACUAGUGAAGAUAAGAGCGUUGUUGAUUCCACAACCAGGAACCUCAAACAUUGGCUUUCCGAUGGAGAAUUAACCAGACGAAUUAAUAGCAUCUACGAAGAACGCAGUGCCAGCCAUCUGGGCGGGUCGGAUGCUACCGGUUUGGGCGAAACAGGUGUAUCUAUUGGCGUGAUUGACGAAAGCACAACCUAUGCUGAUUUGGAGCUGUACGAGGUUGUCAUUGUGCUUUCUAGUACCUUUAAAGUUGACGUUCCCCAGAAGAACACCACUGUGGUUCUUCAGUAUCCCAUUCCAGACGGAAAACCAGGCUCCAAAGAGCUCAGGACGCUUCUUCCCCAAAUUAUGACGUCCAUUGGUCACCACAAAACGGUAGCAGUACUCUGCAACUCAGGAAAAGAUAUUUCUGUUGGAGUAGCACUAUGCAUCUUGUGCCAGAGAUUCACCAUCGACUGGCAGCCUUCUACGGGCCACCUUGUGAAUAAAGACGUUGUCAAACAGCAUCUCGGGAAGAUUUCAGAUUUUCGUAAGGUCAACCCGAGCCGAAACACGCUCCAGAGCGUGAAUACCUUCCUUAUGGGCCGAUAA
Molecule: messenger RNA, 1371 nt
Organism: Candidozyma haemuli
Lineage: Eukaryota; Fungi; Ascomycota; Pichiomycetes; Serinales; Metschnikowiaceae
Gene: RIT1
Product: tRNA A64-2'-O-ribosylphosphate transferase
Exons: 1
Coding region: 1-1371 (456 amino acids)
Biological process (GO): charged-tRNA amino acid modification
Cellular component (GO): cytoplasm
Molecular function (GO): tRNA adenosine(64)-2'-O-ribosylphosphate transferase activity
Source: RefSeq, a predicted model, not a curated record